This is a messenger RNA of Belonocnema kinseyi, 3157 nucleotides long. It is a transcript of the gene Mct1, whose product is annotated as monocarboxylate transporter 9. The record is from RefSeq and is a predicted model, not a curated record. The coding region runs from base 1391 to 3127 and encodes 578 amino acids. Gene Ontology annotation, biological process: transmembrane transport; monocarboxylic acid transport. Gene Ontology annotation, molecular function: monocarboxylic acid transmembrane transporter activity. The transcript is spliced from 11 exons. Lineage: Eukaryota; Metazoa; Arthropoda; Insecta; Hymenoptera; Cynipidae.
UGCAUCGCGUGAGUCUGACUUAGAAUUCACGUUUUACAAAGCCGCACAAAGUCAGUCGCCAAUCUCCGUGCGAUAAAGUUCAGCAUUCACGCUCAAGCAGCCUUCGCGAAGAGUCGAUUUUCAUAUCACGUCAAAGUUUCAUUCGUAGAAGCUACGCGAAAGAUAAUACAAUAUUUUUAACGAAUCUUUCCAAGCAUCUUAACAAAACUAUCUACUUUAACAAAUAUAAUAGCAGUCGUCUAGUGAUAAGAAAUUUCAUAGAAGACAAUUUGAUUCAAAAAAAUUAUAUCAACAUCUUUCAACCACCGAAAAAGAUAGUUACCUCAAGAAGAAAAACAGAAAAAACUGUAUUGCACAGAAGAGAGGAUUCAAGAUAUUUUUAGAAUUUUUCACCAUUUCAAGAGAUGAGAAUCUGAAAUUUAAACUCUCAAGAAAAUGAAAACAAAAGAAUUAAAGAGCCAAGAAUAAACAUUGAAAUGUUUGGAAUCCUUAUCACCUAAAUAAAUUGUACAAGUCUGUUGGCAUGGAAAGAGACUAUCACGCGAUUCUGGUGACAACAUUAAUAAUGUUGGAGAAUGUAAAAGUAAUAGUUGCGCGUUAAAGAACUUAUAUUGAUAUAACUGGGAUUAUAGUGUAGUGAAUUGUGGAGGUGAAUCGCAAACCAGUUAUUGAUAAUUACUGGCAUUGCUGACACUAAGAAUCGGCUGAAGCAUUUUGAUUAGGUUGGAAAACCUGGCCGAAUGAAAAAAUUGGCAUUGUCGAUAUCCAACUAACUAAAUCUCAACUCAACUAGACAACAUAAGUUUGCAUACAAUAAAACUUACACCAAGCUUCAUCUGGGAAGACAUACAUAAAUGUUACCGUACGAAACCGAAGCGUCCUUUUUAGAAAGCAGUUUUUUAUUUCUUGAAUCUGAAAACCAGAGGUUGAAACUAAAAAAUGGAAAACAAGUGACUACAGAAAAUGCAAGUAUAACUUUAAAUUUUAAAAUCACUUUAACUGCCUGUUCAUAUUCCAGUUAAUAGUAACAGCGUACUCCUAACCUGUUUAGAUAAUUUUCGCAUAAAGCUUGUUCAGUGGAAGUACUACGGAUAUUGUCUAAGGCUUUUAAAGCGGACAUUGGAAAAGGAUACAGCCUCCUUGCAAAAUCAUUAAAAGCGUACGUGUUAUACCAGAUAGGGUAUUCGGCUGAGGACCUUGUUGCUAUCGUACAGUCACUUUACUGCCACCAUCGGAAUCAGAGGCAACCGGCAUCGAUGUCUUUCCCGCUUCAUCGAUCGUUUUUCAAAAAUAUGAGGUUCUUUGACAGAACUCUUCAACCAGUUUAAAAUUAUUCAGUCUACCACGUUACUUUGAAAGUUUUAGUUUUUAAUUUUAUUUAUUCAAGGCCAUGGCCCACUCGAUCCCAGUGGAGGAGAAAAAGAGAGGGAACGGAAAACUGGACGAACUUCAAGAGGUCGAGGAAAAUGAUAGCCCCAUGCAGGAAAUUUCCGAAAAGGAGUCUCAACCCCCACCGCCGGAUGGAGGGUGGGGGUGGGUCGUGGUUUUCGGAUCUUUUAUGAUACAUAUAGUCACUGAUGGCGUGACAUAUUCUUUUGGUGUCCUAUUCGAAAAACUUAUCAAUUAUUUCGACGAAGGUACAGGGGCCACAGCUUGGAUCGUAUCUAUUCUAGUUGGUGUGACUUUAUGUUCAGGUCCCAUCGCAAGUGUUUUCGUUGAUAAAUACGGAUGUCGGCCAGUUACAAUCGCCGGCGCUAUGUUGGCGAGCAUCUGUUUCUUACUCAGCAUGUGGGCUCAAAAUAUUAUUACUUUAUGCUUCACGAUAGGCAUUGGCGCUGGUUUUGGCUUUGGUUUGAUCUACCUGCCAGCAAUAGUGAGCGUGACCUGUUACUUCGAAAAAUAUCGUUCACUUGCAACAGGAAUUGCAGUUUGCGGUUCGGGUUUAGGAACUUUAGUUUUUACACCAUUGCUUGAGUAUCUUGUAACUUCUUAUGGAUGGAGAGGUUCGAUGAUAAUCAUUGGUGGUAUCGUUUUGAACUGUAUAUUUUUUGGGAUUCUCUUCAGGCCUUUGGAGCCAGUCAAGAAGAAAGAAUUCAUCCCGAUGCUGGAGAGGCCAAAGAAGAAAGAAACCGAAACACAAUUACUCCCAACAAAUGGAUUCCAGCGUCCUCAUAGUGUCAGUAACGUCAAUUCCAAAUAUCUUCCAGACCAUCAUUACACAAGUUCCAAUAAUAUAAAGGUUGCUUUAAGUCAACCGACCCUUAUCACAAAAAAUCGUGUAGAACACGGUGUGAAAUCAUUUGGAAGCGGAAUCAUGAAUCGACGUGAUAUUUUCUACCAAGGAAGUGUAGACAACUUUCGCAAACACGAGUCUCUAGUCAAUAGCGUGGAAAAUAUGAGGUUCCACGAAUCGAGUAAAAGUUUGCCAAAUGGUACAAAGCACAACUCUGACAAACUUGAGCAAAAGAAGAAAUCGGUGAAUAUAUUCAAGCAAAUGAUGGAGUUUUCUCUCUUAAAAGAUCCGAUCUUUAUUAUUUUUACAUUGUCAAAUUUCUUCACUAGUAUCGGAUUUUAUAUUCCAUUCUAUUACUUAUCGAUUCAAGCCCAAGAUAAGGGCUUGGAUAAUACUACUUCCAAGUAUUUAAUUGAAAUUAUCGGAGUGGCCAAUACGCUUGGUCGUAUUGUUCUUGGGUAUUUGUCGGAUAAACCCUGGAUUAAUCGUCUACUAGUCUACAACAUCUGUUUGACGGUUUGUGGCGUUGCCACUGCAUUUAGUACCUUUUGUGUGUCUUUUGGCGCAUUCGCAUUUUAUGCCAUAAUAUUCGGCUUUACUGCUGGAGCUUACGUGGGACUCACGUCUGUGAUUUUGGUAGACUUGUUAGGCCUGGAUCGGCUAACAAACGCUUUUGGUCUACUUUUGCUUUUCCAAGGAAUCGCAUCCUUUUUAGGACCACCAAUUGGAGGUUGGCUGAAAGACCUUCUUAAAACAGUUGACCCAGCCUUCUACCUAGCUGGAAUAAUGAUAGCACUCAGUGGCCUUAUGUUAUUUUCUAUACCCCCUGUACAAAGAUGGUUGCGAUUAAGAGAAGCAGAGACUAAUAAGGACACACGUUAUAGCUUAAUUUAAAUAAGAUUUAAUACAUUUAUUUUAAUAAAA